Molecule: messenger RNA, 2859 nt
Organism: Halichondria panicea
Lineage: Eukaryota; Metazoa; Porifera; Demospongiae; Suberitida; Halichondriidae
Product: calcium permeable stress-gated cation channel 1-like
Exons: 22
Coding region: 146-2659 (837 amino acids)
Cellular component (GO): plasma membrane
Molecular function (GO): calcium-activated cation channel activity
Source: RefSeq, a predicted model, not a curated record
ACCUAGAACAAAAGACAGAGAGUGCUGAUUCAGCUUCAAAAGCUCUGCAUUGACCUUCAAGAUUUUGCGAUCAUAGCAUCAUUAGCUCAUAGAUCUUAACAUCACAUUAACUGGGAAGAGAGUGAGUGCCUACUACCCAUCUAACAUGGGGUGGUCAGUUGAUUUGGUGGGAAACAGCUCAACUAACUCUUGCAGUAGAAAUCCUCUCCUGGACAUGAAUGAUAACAAGAUAGUGCAGCUAUUAGGACUGGCAGCAGCCGCCUGGGUGGCUCAACUUCUAUUGUUUCUGAUCAUGCGAUGCUGUGCACCAGACUACACUAGGGCUGGACUAGCCACCAGCAAACAGUGGAUAACAGCUAUGUACAACCGCCAGAAAGAAAAACUAGUUGGAUCGUUUGAUGCCAGAUCAAAAUCCUGGUCCACUCUGCUCUACGAAGACAAGCACUGGUAUACGUGGAUAGUAAACUUCUUCUGGAAAUUAAAGUUGUCAGACAUUCGUAGUCGCUGUGGACCAGACGCCAGCGUUUAUCUUAGGCUGGAGCUCUACCUGGUUCUUCUUCUCACUGUUGUCAGCUUUCUCUCACUGGGGGUGAUCCUGCCAAUUAACUACACUGCAGGAGGUCUGGGCAGCAGCAAAGACGUCUUCCCCAGGACCACCAUCAGCAACGUACCCUCAGAGUCAGGUGUUUUGUGGGUACACACGGCUUUCUCUCUGGUCUACCUCUGUCUGGCCGUUGUGUUCAUGGUGCACUUCUCUCUGAGACUCGGGAAGCUGCAGCAGGAUUAUUCCAACCACACAGUGAUGGUCGAAUGGAUUCCACCUCUCAUCCACCGAGAAGACCUCAUGCAGCACUUGCAGGAAGCCCUUCCCAACUCCCCAGUCAGUGAUAUCCAGAUGGCCUAUGACGUGACAGAAAUCAGCAACCUCUCAAACAAACUACAGAAAGUGACUGUGAGGAUGGAAGAGGUGGACAGUAUCCGCAGUGAAUUGGGCAUCAGGGAGACAGUGCAACUUGGCUGGAGGAAGCUCUUCUGUUGCACAGACAGAUUUGAGACUGAUGCUCGGGCAUAUUUAGAGGGAGAGUACAGUCAACUAAAGGCCAGUGUGAAGGCUGAGAAGAGGCGUGUCCGUAACCACAAGAAAAUGGGCAUUGCCUUCAUCACCUUUAAGAGAGAGCAGGAUGCAAGAGAUUUCUACACGUCGUACAAGCCUUGUAGACCCCGCCCCCACUCAUCGAUGUACAACAGUGUUAAUGCACGGUGGUGGUGGGUCAGCAUGGCUCCCUUUCCUCUGGACAUCAACUGGAGCAACCUCUCAAUGCCGUAUGUUAUCUGGUGGAUGAGGUGGCUGCUAAUCAAUAUUAUCUUGUUUGUGUUUCUGUUCUUCUUCACGACGCCCCCUGUGAUCAUUGCCAGUAUUGACGAGAUAAGAACUUACUUUGUCAACAUCUCCAACAACACAGAUAUCCCAGACCUCCACACAGCGUUUGGUGGAGAACUGGCCAAAAUCUCUGUCUCCACGCUUCUCCUCCUCCUCUGUUCCUCCCUCCUCCCCCUCAUUGUCUCCCGGACCAGCUACCUUGAGGCUCACUGGACCAUGUCAUUUCGCGAGCAGACCAUCAUGAGAAAGACGUACAUCUUCUUAGUGCUGAUGGUGAUUAUACUGCCCUCAAUUGGAAUGACCAGUCUGAGUGCGCUGGCGGAACUGGCACUGGACGGGGAGACAGCCAUUCAAUCUAGACUACAGUGUGUGUUCCUCCCCAACAACGGGGCUUUCUUUGUGAGUUAUGCAAUCAUCGCUGUGUUUGUGCGGACUGGACUGGACCUGCUGCGGAUACCAGAGCUCCUUGUGUACCUAGCAUGGAGGGCCAGAGCCAAGACCAGGAGACAGAGGGAGAAUGCUCUUAAUAAGGCAGCAAACUUCAACUUCCUGUACGGAGUCCACUAUGCCUGGAACCUGGUCUUGUUCAAUCUCAUCAUAUCUUUCAGUUUGACCACACCCCUCAUCACACCCAUUGGUGUAUUAUAUUUCCUGAUAAAGCACUACGUUGAUCGCUACAACAUCUAUUAUGUGUACAAGCCCGCCCCGUUUCAAGGUCGGCAGUUCAUCCACAGGUCGGCCAUCAACUUUGUCAUUGUAGGGGCGGUCCAUCUACAGCUGUUCACCCUUUUCUUCUCCAUUGUCAGAUUAGGUCGUUUGGACCCUCGAUCUGUACUGAUGAUGGUCACAUUCACUCUAACCUGUGUCUUAUGUAUUGGAACAAUGUUCUUUGGCUGGUUCAAACACUUGAUACCACAGCUGCAACUCAGGACAGGGAAAGAAUAUCGAGUGUUUGGUGAGACAAGAUCGGGUGGAGAUGAGGAAGAGAGCUGUGCAGAAGGGGAGGGUGGGGUGAUUGCAAAGGGCUCGUACAUUGCUCCCGUUCUGAGAGAUGGCCUACCCACUUUAUCAGCUGACAAUUCCAUUACUGGCUUUGGCUAUCAAUCCUUUGGCAGCACGGACCUCAUGGGGAGACGUAGCCCGUCUGUAGGCCCCUCCUCCUCUACAGGGGCUACAACUAGAGCGACGAAUCAGAUGUCAACACUUGAGAGAAGUGUGAAGGGGGGUAAGCAGAGAGGAGAGGCGGCAUUCGGUGAAGGAGCAAAGUAUCUUGUAUGACAAGAGAGUAUAGAUACGUGGGAACAAUAAUACUCGUUGUUUUUGUAUGUGUUUUGUACGUAUUAUUUUGUCAAAUCAGCAUCAAUUUGUGUCUGAACUGUUUAACACUGUAUAUGUAUCAUUUCUGUCGGUAAUCUAUCUUACAUUGUGCUUGCUCUAAUACCGUAUGUUAUAGCGGGACAUUUUUGUGUAGUGCAAAA